AUGGCAAAGAAAACUAAAGAUGCAACAGCUUCUACGGCUAAAAAAGAAGCUAAAGCUAAAGCUCCUGCAGAUCCUAUUGCAACAAAAAAUCUUAUACGUUUAUUAAAUAUUCUUGCAUUAUUAUUAGCAAUAACAGCAUUUAUUCUUCAACUUUUUGCUGUUAUAACUCAUCAUUGGAAAUGGCAAACAACAAAUCUUCAUUCAAUAUAUACACCAGCGGAUCGUGCUGCUCAAUAUAAUGUCUAUGAUGAUAGUCGACUUGAACAACGUUAUGGUUUAUUUUCACGUGAUGUUAAAAUUUAUGCUAAUAAUGAUGAACAACUUAGUGUUCUUGCAAGUACACGUUUUCCAAGAUUAGAUGAUGGUGGUAUCGAUUUACCUAGAUGUUUAUCACAAACAUCUCUUCGAGGUUCAUUACUUACAUGUGCUGAUCGUAUUGUCUCACAAGAACACUGUCAUUGUCGACGUUAUCCACAUUGGAAUGCAAUAAUUUUUUUUGAAAUUACUGCAUUAAUAUUACUUGGUCUUGUUGUUUUGGUUUGUGCUUUACUUUCAACACAUCUUCAUGGUUUACUUAAAUUAAUUGGUGUUGCUUUAUCAUUUCUUGCUUUUCUAUUUUUAUUAAUUGGUCUAAUUCUACUUCUUAGUUAUCUUAAACGUGAAACACGUACAAUUGUUGAUACAUAUCCUUAUGUUUAUUCACGACUUGCUAGUCCAAUUACUCGAGUUCAUCAUGCAACACAACAUAAAAUUCUUCGCCGUCAAGCACAUGAAACUUAUCGAGCAUAUUCUUUAUCACCUGGUCAACGUCCAUAUAAUGAAACACAUUUUUAUCAAUAUUAUCGAAACACAAAUGAAUGGCUUCUAAGACCUUAUACAGAUUUGCAAAAUGUUCCUUAUGAACAACGUUCACAACCUGCUCCUGCUCCACGUACAACAGCUGCACCAGUUUAUUAUAAUCCAUAUAAUCCAACACUAAAUGUUGAUCAAGUUUUUGAAAAUACGCGUGCUUGUAUUGGUUGGUCAACUGUAUUAUCAAUCCUUGCUAUGAUUCUUGCAUUACUUGUACCAUUGAUUCUUGUUUUUUCAUGGCUUACAGCUAAAAAAUUAGGACCAGAAGUAAAAGUCGUAACAACAACUGUUAAAACUGAAUAUACAGCAGUACCACAAGAAGUUACUGUUGAAACAGUACCUUUAACAAGACCAGUUGUUACUGAAGAAAUUCGACGUGGACCUUAUGAUAACUAUGGUGGACGACCAGAACAAGUUGUUAUACAGGAUGUUGUUAUUCGUGAUGAACACCCAAUAGCAACACAAACAUAUCGUACAUAA
This is a messenger RNA of Rotaria sp. Silwood1, 1332 nucleotides long. Lineage: Eukaryota; Metazoa; Rotifera; Eurotatoria; Philodinida; Philodinidae. The record is from the annotation of a GenBank genome assembly.